Ambispora leptoticha is the source of this 1447-nucleotide messenger RNA. The record is from the annotation of a GenBank genome assembly. Lineage: Eukaryota; Fungi; Glomeromycota; Glomeromycetes; Archaeosporales; Ambisporaceae.
GGAACAUUGCAAGACAAGCCUCCAGGACAGCAUCCGAAAUUACCAUAUAAUAAUACAACAAACAUGAGACCUCCAAUACAAGGGGCAAGGUUGCCCGAUCAACUACGUCAAUCUCAAAUGGCAAAAUCUCAAUAUUCUCAAUAUCCGCAAAUGCCUACAGAUAAUUUUGCCUGGAAUUCUAAUGGGAAGUCUUUCAGCAUGGAUCCCAGAUUUCAAGGAUAUCAAUAUGAAGACGAAUAUUAUGGAGAUUACAAUAAUCCAUAUGGAUAUAAUCAAAAUCCCGAUUAUUGGCUAAAUGAAGGAAAUUCAUAUUCAUUCUAUCCUCCAUAUUUCGAUCCAUAUUAUUAUCCAAAUCAGGAAUUCCUACCAAAUCCAGCAUUAUAUCACAAUUUCCCACAAAUGUAUUCUGACUGGAAUGCACCAUCACCUCAAUUUCCUAAUGUCUCUCCUCCUUUUGGUAGCAUGGGUGCUAAUGUAAAUAUGGGUCGUGGCGGGGGACCUAUACCUUUUAGAGGCCGUGGUAGUCCCACCAACAAUUUUGGAAAUUUCAGCGGUGCAACUCGUCCUAUUAAUCGUAGAGGGCGCAACCGCGUUAGAGGCUAUCAAACGUUUAGUGACCGUCCAUUUGAUCCUGGAUUUGCAGGCAGUGAGAAACGUAAAGAAAAUGAGGAAUUAAUAUCAUAUAAUCGAAGAGAAGGGCAAGAGGUAACAACAAUUUAUCGUCAAGAAGGAAUUAAAGAUGAGCAAGUUGAUGAUUUCGGUCGUGAUAUUGCUAGAAGAAUGUCAUCUACAUCGAGGCCUAUGAGCAGGAAUGAAACCAGCAUUCCAAAAUCUCCUUCUCACUAUUCAGAUCUGGAUAGACGACGUGAUGAAUCAAGAGGAGAAAGUAAAGAAAAAAGGAGCUGUGAAAGAUCGUCACACAGAAGUUCACGCCAUUCUCGUCACCAUUCAGCAAGGCGGUCGCCGAGCAGGCAUGGACGCUUACCAAACGAGCGGAGAAGAUCACGUUCACAUUCACAUUCACGACGUCGAAGUCCUAAUUAUAACUCGGAUCAAUAUCACAGAGAUGAUCGACGUCCACAUAGAACUAGUGAUAACCAAGAAUCCUACUAUAAUAGGCUUGAUAAUGACUUGUUAGUGGUCCCUAGUGAUAUUGUUGAAAAACAAGAUAAUUCAAAUAAAAGCCGCCGAUCACGAUCAGCAUCACCUCGAAUGCAAAUGGAUGAUCGUGUUCCACAAAUAGAUAAUGAUAGACGAGAACCAUCGAUUCAAAUUGAGGAAGAAUUAGAUGUUGAUCAACGUCGGGCUCGUUCACCAACACCAAGACCAUUGACUGGUAUGUCAAUUGAACAUGAAUCUAAGGAAGAAAUUGAACGUAAAGUGGAAACUGUCGUAAAUCUAAGAGAAUCGCAGUCCCCUGAAGAAGACGUGUCAUCUGUUCGUGGUG